AUGCAAAUUUUAUCCGUUAUUGGGACGGCCGUCAUUAUGGCGUUUAUCAGCUGCGCGGGAGCCUCGCCGACUCAUCAGGCUCGAGAUACGUCCUCCCUUUACCCCAACAUUGCUGAUACUAGCCACGCUACGCCUGCACUCGUCGAUUUUCUUCACGACUUUUUCACUAUCAAGAGCCUUCACGACAUAGAUGGCUGGGCGUCGUACUUUGCACCCAGUGGAGAUGUCUAUUUCGACGCUAUAAUCGGCUUCGGGGUGGAUAAAGCAAAUAUGCCAUCUGCCUUUUCGCAAUUUAUAAGCCAGGGCAAGCCGGACGGGAGAUCCUAUCCCCUUAAGAUCAUCGGCGACAUGAACAGUGCGGUAGUUUUUGGUGAAGAUACGCCAGACAUGUUUGGAUUUGAAACUCGCACUAUAGCCGCCGUGGACUUCAAAGACGGCAAAGUUGCGCGAUGGGUGGACUACUGGGAUGGGCGACACGACGGGCUUAUUGCAUUGAAAAGCCCUAGCGACGAGUUCCCCAAGACAUUUGGCGAAUCCAACAUAACAACGACACCGAAUCCUGUGAUACAGAAUGUUACUUCCCAACUUAACGACGCCCUUUCAACUGGCAACAGCAUUGUAGCCGCAUCGCUGUUUUCAUUCGAUGCCAUCUUUGAAGAUCGUACCACGCGGACUCGAAUAGAAGGUCGAAAUAGCAUACAGCAAUACCUUUUUCGAGCACUGACCAGUGUACCUUACGGUAAGGGUACUACCGUUCGACAUGUUGUAGGCUCCUCGGGGGGCGGUGCCUACGAGUGGAUCGGUUCCCCUACAGCGCCUACUCAGAAUGGCAUAUCGGGUUUCAAGCUGGACUCUAAUGGCAGCAUCACAAAACUUUCUACUGUGUGGGAUUCCUCGCAGGUGAAUAAUGCAACCAUGGAGAUGCUCGUUCAACUUGCCGUUCAAUUGUAA
Molecule: messenger RNA, 951 nt
Organism: Trichoderma gamsii
Lineage: Eukaryota; Fungi; Ascomycota; Sordariomycetes; Hypocreales; Hypocreaceae
Exons: 1
Coding region: 1-951 (316 amino acids)
Source: RefSeq, a predicted model, not a curated record